AUGUUCAAGAGCGGCAUUUCCUCCUUCUCGAGAGCUGCGGCCCGCUCCCCCUUCGUCGCGGGCUCGCGCCGUGUCGCCAGACCCUCCGCCUUCAGAUUCCCCAUCAGCAGCCGGUUCGCCAGCACAACCAGCGUCGGCGAUGGAAAGGUUCACCAGGUUAUCGGUGCCGUCGUUGAUGUCAAGUUCGACGGCGAGAAGCUGCCUCCUAUCCUGAACGCCCUUGAGACCACCAACAACGGCCAGAAGCUGGUGCUCGAGGUUUCGCAACACUUGGGUGAAAAUGUCGUCCGUUGCAUUGCCAUGGACGGUACCGAGGGUCUUACCCGAGGACAGAAGGCUGCCGACACUGGCGCUCCCAUCACAAUUCCCGUCGGACCUGCCACCCUGGGACGUAUCCUGAACGUCACCGGUGACCCGAUCGACGAGCGUGGUCCCGUCAAGACCGACAAGUUCCUGCCCAUCCACGCCGACCCCCCGGAGUUCGUCGAGCAAUCGACCACUGCUGAGAUUCUCGUUACUGGUAUCAAGGUCGUCGACCUUCUCGCCCCCUACGCUCGUGGUGGAAAGAUUGGUCUGUUCGGUGGUGCCGGUGUCGGAAAGACUGUGUUCAUUCAGGAGCUUAUCAACAACAUCGCCAAGGCCCACGGUGGUUACUCCGUCUUCACCGGUGUCGGUGAGCGUACCCGUGAGGGUAACGAUUUGUACCACGAAAUGCAGGAGACCUCCGUCAUUCAGCUUGAUGGCGAGUCCAAGGUCGCCCUGGUCUUCGGUCAGAUGAACGAGCCCCCAGGAGCCCGUGCCCGUGUCGCUCUUACUGGUUUGACUAUUGCUGAGUACUUCCGUGACGCCGAGGGACAGGAUGUGCUGCUCUUCAUUGACAACAUUUUCCGUUUCACCCAGGCCGGUUCCGAGGUGUCUGCCCUGCUGGGUCGUAUCCCCUCUGCCGUCGGUUACCAGCCCACCCUCGCCAUUGAUAUGGGUGGUAUGCAGGAGCGUAUCACCACCACCAAGAAGGGUUCCAUUACCUCCGUCCAGGCCGUCUACGUCCCUGCUGACGAUUUGACUGAUCCUGCCCCCGCUACCACCUUCGCUCACUUGGACGCCACCACUGUCUUGUCCCGUGGUAUCUCCGAGUUGGGUAUCUACCCCGCUGUCGACCCUCUCGACUCCAAGUCCCGUAUGCUCGACCCCCGUAUCGUUGGUCAGGAGCACUACGACACCGCCACCCGUGUCCAGCAGAUCCUCCAGGAGUACAAGUCUCUCCAGGAUAUCAUUGCCAUUCUGGGUAUGGACGAGUUGUCUGAGGCUGACAAGCUUACUGUCGAGCGUGCCCGUAAGAUCCAGCGUUUCCUGUCGCAGCCUUUCACCGUUGCCCAGGUUUUCACUGGUAUCGAGGGUAAGCUGGUCGACCUGAAGGAGACCAUCAACUCCUUCAAGGCCAUCCUGGCUGGUGAGGGUGACAACCUUCCCGAGGGUGCUUUCUACAUGGUUGGUGACUUGGCAUCCGCCAAGGAGAAGGGUGAGAAGAUUCUGGCUGAGCUCGAGAAGCAAUAA
Messenger RNA from Pestalotiopsis fici W106-1, 1554 nucleotides. Its product is annotated as ATP synthase subunit beta. The transcript is spliced from 7 exons. Gene Ontology annotation, molecular function: proton-transporting ATP synthase activity, rotational mechanism; ATP hydrolysis activity; ATP binding. The coding region runs from base 1 to 1554 and encodes 517 amino acids. NCBI's taxonomy places the organism in Eukaryota, Fungi, Ascomycota, Sordariomycetes, Amphisphaeriales, Sporocadaceae. The record is from RefSeq and is a predicted model, not a curated record. Gene Ontology annotation, biological process: proton transmembrane transport; proton motive force-driven mitochondrial ATP synthesis.